GCAGAAUUUGAGUUUGACGACCAAGGAGCUCUUGCUGAUGUGACUACACAAGGCUCUCAAGCAUCCAUAUCAACUGCACACGUAAAAAGCGGGACCUCUGCUUUAAAAUGGGAGUGGCCUGGCUCAGGAGCUACAAGCCCCUCGAUGGUGUUAAAAGUGGCGAGGAAUGUUGAUCGGAACACUAGAAGAAAAGGUGGCAUAAGGUUUUGGAUGUACCGCCCGCACACUCAAGUGGCAAAUGUUGCAAACGCGACCGUGGAAAUCACCUUUAACACAGACGCCGGUUUGUCCAAGAUCAUAAAAGUCAACUUGGGGUUCGAGGGCUGGCGUACAGCCUGGGUGACCUAUAAGGAACUAGGAUUGAGGGGAAGAAAUAUGUUUAGACGUAUUAACUCUUUGACGUUUGUAGUCAAGCAGACAGGAAGCAGUGGUCAAAACUACGUCUUUAUUGACCUGCUAGAGCUGGCCGAGGAGAUCGCAAAGGAAAGCCGAGAUAUGGUAGUACCAUAUUUACCAGGCACACCUGAACAGGACGCCAGGAAUUCGUACCAGAGGACUUACUAUUGGGCUGUGAGAAGAGUUCCGGAUGCGCCUGAUUACCCUGAUAUAGCUGAACAGAUGGACAACAUCCGGAGGGUCGAGGAAAGAGUCGAGAAUUGGUACCAAGAUCUAGAUAGAUCGUCGUACUCUACCUAUCCAAAUUCCUUGUCAAACGUGCGGGCAGAGAAAUGGAAGUCAUUACAAAAAACUAUCAACGAUGCACAUAUUUUAUAUGAAGCUUUGUUGGCAAGAAAUGGCAUAUCAAAAAAAGGCAUAUCGUUAAUAAUCAAACCAGCACUGUUUUCGAGAAACUCACCACACGGGAAGACUAAGAAACGACCAGGAGCGAACAAAGUUGAAAAAUUGAAGAACACUAUUGAAUAUUAUGACAAAAUGAAGUUCUCGUUUAUGACUGAAAUUAUAUUACAGCCCCUUGCCAUUGACUUUAUUCUAAAGAGUCGAGAGAAGGAGAUUAGAGACAUGAUUCAAACGGAGACACCUUUUUUGAGAGCUUCAGCCACGGUGCGGGAACAAGCGAUAGAGAGAAUCGCAGGGACAAGCAAGGCAAUGAAGAAUAUGUUGAAUGGUGUGACAACAGAAGAUGACUUGGAAAAGGCGAUUGGUGCGCUUAACGAGGAGAGAAGAGACAGGGUUAUUACUAUGCUGAAGUAUUUAUACGACCAAGGAAUGGCUGAAGGUAGCGCACUCGGUUCCCUGGAUCACGAGUGGAAUAUGAACGCCGCCGGAUUCCAACAUGGCGUCUUUGCCGUCCGCAAACACCUAGAGGCUGACUUUCUCGAUAAGAUGAUCAAGGCAUGCAAAUGGUUCAAUGACUUCAAUGAAGUCUACGGCAAAAGCUCCACUCAUGGAUUUGAAUUCGACGGCACAACGUCUGAUCAAAUGAAGGUCCACAUGUUCUUUAGAAUCCUGACAGUGCUUUCCAUGCCAGAAGAUGAUAACGAUAAAAAGAAGAAAAAGAUUCGCGAUAUGCAUGCUUGCAAGGAUAACGCGGAUAACUCAAUGGCUAUAAACCUGGGUCUGGGCGGCGUCUUCAAACCAGACGGCUCCUCCUUCCAUCACCAAACGUACUACGGAGCUGCCUACGCCCCGUACGCAGUGCAGACCGCAUCCAUCGUGCAGUUCAUUCUCGACGGGACAAAAUUCCAGCUUGGCGUCAGCGCUGUUAAGAACUUGCACUUGUGUCUAGAGACAUAUCGAGCUGUUGCUGUGAAGUAUUCCACACCGAGUAGUUUAGCAGGAAGGUUUCCAAACUACAAAAAGGAGGUACUGGCUAGUAUAAUCCCUGCUUACGCGUACAUCGCAUGUAAAGAAGCCACAACUAGGGGUUGUACAAAAAUAGAAGAUACUGGAAUGCUGCUACGUCUUUAUUACAAAACUAGCAAUCCGACAAUCAGUGAUACAACCCUAGAGAAGAGGCUUCAAGAUGGCUCACCAUCUAAAGGCUCCUACUACUUAAACACUAUUGGAUCUCUUGAUAUCCUGCAGUGGGUCGUUGGUAAGGCUGGUGGGGCAGCACCCGAAACAACACCCUCGGGGCACUGGAGUCUGAACUUUGCGGGAUUAUCCGUUCAGAGGAGGGACCAGUGGGCCGUAGCAGCGAAAGGGUUUAACAAGAACGUCUGGGACUUUGAAAGCGGGGGGAAAGAGAACUUGUACGGAUUGUUUGAAAGUCAUGGAACCUUACAGAUUUCCAACGAUGAGGAAUCGCUCAUCAAGUAUGACGUGGAAAACGGUUGGGACUGGACCCUAAUCCCAGGGGCCACAGCGGUCAACAUUUCACCAAAACAUCUAGAGCUUAAGUCAAUGCGGUUCUACAACAAGAAGACGUUAGCUGGCGGUGUGAGUCUAUGUGGAGCCCACCAGGUACACACCAAUCCCCUGAAAUGUGAACCCAGGAAUGGUGUGUUUGCUAUGCACUAUGAUAAACCAGACUAUGAGACGAAGGAACAAGACUCGCCAGCUGCGAGUAUGACCUUUGAGUUCAAGAAGUCGUACGUAUUCUUUAACAAUCUGAUCGUAUGUCUAGUGAGUGAUGUCGAAUUCCGAAGUAACGCAAAAAAUACUUACCACGCUCAUACGGCCUUGUUCCAAGAAAAGGAUACCGGUGGCUCUAUAAAAGUAGAGGGUGUAGAUUACAAACUUUCGGGUUCCGAUCAAACCUUCGAUUCUGCAAACAUGGGUACGGAUGUGACUCUAGAAGACACUUCUGGUAACAUCUACAGUAUCACAGACGUGCAAAACAACGGACGAUUACAUGUUAAGAUAAGUGAUCAGCAAUCAAAAACCGACCAAGGUAAAAACUCAAAGGGCCGCUAUGCAACAGCCUGGGUCCAACACCCUGACAAUGCAACGCCUUUAAGAUAUAACAUCCUUGUUAAUGGUGGACCACUCAUGCCGGGUGACCUGAGAAAAGUCCGUAUACUACAAGACCGGGGGAACGCCCACAUCGUGGAAUUGGACAAUCUGCCGAGCAGGGGGAGUAAAAUAUUCGCGUAUUCUAUAUUUGAGCCCACAAUUACAGGAACCGCAACACUUGGAGGUCCGGUGAAUGAAGUAACGCAUGAAUGUACGAUGAUGCUGGAAAAAGGACCGAAAUACCUGAUUAUUGCGCUUAGUAACCCUGGAUUCAAGCUGGUCAGAGAUCCGAACAAGGAGCAAAAAGUCCCGUGUGAAAAUACCCCUGACAGUGCUUAUGAAGAGAUGUCAGCGCAGUCAGACGUCACUAAGGAGAUCCUCUACUGUUCCAAGAGUGAUUCCCAGUCAAUUACCGUUACGUUGCAGAGUAAAUACAGCGAAAGAAAAGGCUGGAAAGUGGAGAGCGUAUGGGUGAAUAAUAUAAAUAAGAAGGAUAACCCAUCAGAUUUUGUUACUCAAGACAGGUUCAAACUCGAGUUUAAGAAGCUUGAAAAUGGCUUUACCACCGAAGUCAAACUUGUCAACAAGAUAUAGCUAGUCUAAACCUCUAGGCCUCUUUUUGGAAGUCCCAAAUCACAGGGGUCUUGAAUACAAUAUCCGGGGGAAGAGUGGAGCGUGGGGCCACACUAUUUGCAUUAUACGUACUAAUUCUAAGGUUUGCUUUACACUAUACUUAUUAGUAUUAAACAAGGCUUGUGUUACACUUUACACAUUAGUUUUAUUAAAGGCUUGCUUUACACUAUACACAUUACUGUUAUUCAAGGCUUGUGUUACACUUUACACAUUAGUCUUUUUCAAGACUCGCUAUACACUUUACACAUUAGUCUUACUCAGACAAAUAGUUGACCAUACCUAAGCUUGCGCCACUCAAGAAGAAUUGAUUAUAUUAUGCUCGAUUUAUACUAGAUAAUAUAUAUAAAAUAUAUAUUUUACUCGAACAUGGUUCGAACAUAUACAUGUAUACAUUUAAUCAAUUUAAAUAUUAAGAUUGUGCAAUAUAGAAUGAAUUUGAAUAUGAAUUUUAUAAAAUAUUCAUUAUCUUAUUUAUUUAUUUAUCAUCCUUUUGCCAAGCCAAAGAAUGUAAUACAGUUGUAAUACAGAACAAUAAAAAGACGCGUGUUGUUCAUGA
This is a messenger RNA of Nematostella vectensis (starlet sea anemone), 4105 nucleotides long. Its product is annotated as chondroitin sulfate ABC exolyase. The record is from RefSeq and is a predicted model, not a curated record. NCBI's taxonomy places the organism in Eukaryota, Metazoa, Cnidaria, Anthozoa, Actiniaria, Edwardsiidae. Gene Ontology annotation, biological process: carbohydrate metabolic process; glycosaminoglycan catabolic process. Gene Ontology annotation, cellular component: extracellular region. Gene Ontology annotation, molecular function: carbohydrate binding; lyase activity.